AUUGUCUCCUUAACCAUACUUUUAUUCCAAUUCCAAAUUAUGUUUUCAUUACCAAUAUGAAUAUUUAUGUUAUAUACUUUACAUACAAAUAAAUAAUACUAGAUGUAACGAUACGUAGAAGUGUGUAUCUCUCAAUAAGUCCUGUUGUAUAUAUGAAUCCUUUUAGAAUUAUAAAUUUAAAAAUCAGUCAUGAUUGAGGAAGAACUUAAUGCUUUAUCAGACUUGGCUUCAAUUCAUGCAGAUCCUCCGAUAAUGAGAGAUAUAUGCUCUAAGUGCCAUCGUCCUUCCACAGUUUGCUAUUGUAAAUGGAUACCAGUUCCACCUAUGUGCCCAAAAAGUAGUAUUAUACUGUUACAACACCCAGCAGAAGAAAAGAGGUGCCUUAGAACUGCCACUAUGUUACAAUUAGGUUUAGAUUCUUCAAAAUGCCUUGUAUUUAAGGGUAAACGCUUCCCAGGAAAGUAUAAUAUUCUGGAAGAUAUAUUAACUGCUUCAAAUACACUAUUGCUUUAUCCAAGCAAAACGGCUGUAGACAUUAGAGAAGUGCUGAAAGAAAAUUCUCAUAAGUUUUAUAAUAUAGUACUUAUAGAUGGUACUUGGCCACAAGCAAAAGCAAUAUACACAGGUAGUUCAAUUUUACAUAAUAUUAAACAAAUUAAGAUUCUUAAUAAUGAUACAAGUAAUUAUAUAAUUAGAACUCAGCCUACUGAUGGUUGUUUGAGUACUAUAGAAACAGCAGCUUUAACAUUGAGUCUCUUAGAAAAUGAUCAUAGCUACAGAGACAAGUUAUUGGAGCCUCUUAAAGCGAUGUGUGAGUUUCAGUUACAGAAUGGGGCUGUUUCACACCAAAGCAAGGAAUUUAGGAUUAAAAACAAUACAUAUCCUAAGCUGAUUGGGAAAAGGUUAAAUAGAGUAUUGAGAGAAGCAGAAAAUAUGUCUAAUAAUUGUGAUAAGGGUUCAUGAAAUUUUAUUAUAAAAUUGAAAAUUAUCUUAUAGACUUUUUUAUUAAAUAUUUAUGCAGUUU
Messenger RNA from Diabrotica balteata, 1024 nucleotides. Lineage: Eukaryota; Metazoa; Arthropoda; Insecta; Coleoptera; Chrysomelidae. The record is from the annotation of a GenBank genome assembly.